AUGUUCUCUACCAAGCGCCUUCUCGCCUUCGUCUGCUUAGGGCUGGCGUACGCCGCCCCACAAUCGGCGAACUUCCGGGUUCACGAGCAGCUCGUUGCCGCCCCCCGUGGCUUCACGUCCGUCGGGCCCGCCCCCGCUACGAAGAUCAUCAGCUUGCGCAUCGCUCUCGCGCAGAGCGACAAGGACGGGCUCGUCGAAGCGCUGUACAGCGUGAGCGACCCGAAGAGCGCGAAGUACGGCCAGCAUUUGUCUAAGGCUGAGGUCGAGGCAUUCGUCGCUCCUAGCUCCGUUACCAAGGCCGCAGUGAAUGCGUGGUUACAGGAGAACGGGCUGAACGCCACGAGCAUCUCUCCUGCGGGAGACUGGAUCGGCGUUGACAUUGCCGUCAGCAAGGCGAACUCGCUGUUCGACGCUGACUUUACGACUUUCGCGUACCAGAGCUCGGGCAAGCAGGUUGUUCGAACGCUGUCGUACUCUCUCCCGGAGGCCCUGCAGGGGCACGUCGACCUUGUGCACCCAACGAUCAAUUUUCCCAAGCCCAUCGAUCUUCGCCUACCCAAGACGAAGCGGGCCUUCCACGAAAUCGUUCCAAUGAAGCGAGACGUGGCCUCCACCUGCGCAAACGGCACGAUCCCGGCGUGCCUCCAGGAUCUGUACCAGAUCCCGACUACCCCAGCCACAAACAACAACAAUUCGCUAGGCGUGACGGGGCUCUUCGGCAACAACGCACACUACGCAUUCCUCGAAAAAUUCCUGCAGACGUACCGGCCGGACAUGGAUCCCACGACGAACUUCACGGUAGUCGGGAUUGAUGGCGGGGUCAACGACCAGGACGGGUCUUCAGUAUCUGAAGGGGAAGCGGACAUACAAUAUACAGUCGGUGUUGCUACCGACGUCAAUGUCACCUAUUACUUCAUUGGACCAGACGUGAAUGAUGACCCCACUGGGGGCUUUAUAGACGAGGCAAACUUGCUUCUCAGUCUGGAGAACCCUCCGCUAGUACUCACGACGAGCUACGCGGACUCGGAGAGUGGGCUCUCCUUCGACCUAAUCGAUAAACUGUGCCGGCUGUAUGCGCAGCUCGGCGCGCGCGGCACAACUAUAUUGUUCGCAUCCGGAGACAGCGGGCCGGGAUGUCUAGAGGACAGCAGUGCGAACUUCGCGCCGACGUUCCCGUCCACCUGCCCUUACGUCACUUCUGUAGGAGGCACACAGAGCUUUAGUCCGGAACAAGCGUGGCCCGGCUCUUCUGGUGGAUUCUCAAACUACUUUCCGACACCCGACUACCAAGCCGCGGUCGUCUCCGCGUAUCUCGCUACGCAUGGAAGCAAGAAUGCGGGGCGCUUCAACGCGAGCGGGCGUGCAUUCCCCGACAUCGCUGCGAAGGCCGACCAUUUUGUCGUCCUGGAACCAGACGUGUUCUCUUUCACGGGCACGAGCGCCGCCAGCCCGACAGUGGCGAGCAUCGUCGCCUUGCUCAACGAUAGGCUACUGAACGCGGGGAAGCCCCCGCUGGGCUUCCUAAACCCGUGGCUGUACUCGGAGGGCUUUGCGGCGUUCACGGAUAUCACCACAGGUAACAGCUCAGUUCAUUGCUCUCAGAGCGAUACGGCGCGAGGAUUUGAUGCGGAGGUUGGUUGGGAUCCGGUUACGGGCUUGGGUACCCCUCGCUUUGACAAACUAGUCUCUUUGCUUGGAUUGUGA
Dichomitus squalens LYAD-421 SS1 is the source of this 1704-nucleotide messenger RNA. RefSeq names its product subtilisin-like protein. Gene Ontology annotation, molecular function: serine-type endopeptidase activity; tripeptidyl-peptidase activity. NCBI's taxonomy places the organism in Eukaryota, Fungi, Basidiomycota, Agaricomycetes, Polyporales, Polyporaceae. The transcript has 7 exons. Gene Ontology annotation, biological process: proteolysis. The record is from RefSeq and is a predicted model, not a curated record. Bases 1 to 1704 code for a protein of 567 amino acids.